AUGUACACACGUACGAGAUCCGUCGUGACCGGCUGCAAGCCCUCUGGGACAGUAUCGAGGCCGCCUAUUCCACAUGCGCUGAUGCACUACAUCGAGACGGCGACAGUGAAGGCACACAGGCCAUGGAGGCGAAAUACGAUCACUGCUAUGCAGUGGUGUCUCGCCCGUGUUAAGGGGCAAAUUACCCAAGUUUCCGGGUCCAGCAGGAGUGAAGCAUCCGUUCCAAGGUUGACUCCGGUUGAGAAACUUUUUCAUUUGAAUUCGAAGACCGCAGAUGAGGCCAAUGAAAUCGUAGCCAAAUUUCCGCUGACGAACGAUGGUUUCGCGUCGGCUUGGGGUGCUCUCUGCGAACGAUUUGAAAACAAGCGCUUGUUAAUAACAAGCCAGUUAAAAAUCCUGUUCAACCUGUCCACGGUUACCCAAGAGUCGGGAGCAGCUAUCAAGGAGCUGCAGAGCACGAUUCAGCGUUGCUUGACCGCUCUUGAGCAUUCAGACAUUUCCGUCUGUAGCCCGUUCGCAGAUUGCAUCCUCGUUUUCCUCUGCUCGUCCAAACUCCCCAAGCUCACACUCUCGUUGUGGGAGCAAUCGUUGGUGGACAAAGCGAAAAUUCCCGCAUGGCAGGAUAUGAGCACGUUCCUCAAUGAGCGCUAUCGUACGCUCAAAGCGAUUGAGAACGUGAAACAGACUGCCAACUCACAGAUCGCGACUGCAGGACCAUCCCGUCCGCAGAAUUCCAAGCAAGUCAACUCCUUUGAGGCCCGAGUCACUCCGAAAGGCAAAUCGUGUGACUUGUGCUCAAAGGAGAAUCACCCUGUCCGGGUGUGUCAGCGUUUUUUGCAAAUGUCGGUCAAUGAGCGGAUGACAUACAUCAAACAGAAAAGUCUCUGUUUAAACUGUUUCGCAAGAGGUCACCAAUUCCGAGAGUGUACGAGUGCGCACAAUUGCUUUACAUGCAAAGGGCGGCACAACACUCUUCUUCAUCGUGGCGACAGUGCCCACAAUGGUGCCUCUUCAUCUUCCAAUAUACAGUCCACUCCGAAUCCAACGGCAACAAAUGUGCACAAUUUCUUUGCCAAUAAUGCUCAGAAUGUCCUUCUCGGCACGGCGGUCAUCAACGUAUGCCACUUGGGCACUACAUAUACCGCACGUGCGCUUAUUGAUUCCGGGUCCGAAGAGACCUUCAUUUAUGAGAGUCUGUUCCAACGCAUUAAGUUGCCUUUCAAGUCCGUGCGAGCCCAGGUAUCCGGGCUAAAUCACGCAGUUGCGGCCCAAUCGCAGAAGUUAUGUCACUUCAGCAUUGGUUCUCCGACGAAGCCGAGGCUCCAUAUCGAGACUUCGGCAUUCAUAAUUCCACAGUUGGCAGGCAAACUGCCCUCCUUCGCUAUGCCGCAGAGUUUCCUAAGGGAUCUACCAGCGAUAGAACUGGCAGAUCCACACUUCUACAAGAGCGCUCAGAUUGAUAUUCUAAUUGGCGAGGAUAUCCUUCCGUCGGUCAUCUUGAGCGGCUCCCGGCCAAACAUUUGUGGCUCACUCCUUGAGCAAGAAACCGUGUUUGGCUGGAUUCUCACAGGCCCCGUCUCCCAGAAUGUGUCGACAAUUGUUUCUGCGUUUUCGACCCUCCAAGCAGAUGAACAGCUCAACAGCAUACUUUCCAAAUUUUGGGAGGUGGAGGAUAUUCCAGCGAAGCUGAUAAAGGAGUCAGACUUCGUUUGCGAAGAAAACUUAGUUAAGACUACUUCUCGUAGCAAAUGUGGCAGAUAUCGGGUGACUCUUCCAUUCCUGAAGCCCGAUGGCAUUAAACUGGGUCAUUCCAGAUCUAUAGCGCUGGCUCAAUUCCUCAAGAACGAGAAUCGUUUGUCGAGAAACGAUUCUCCAAAGGAACAGUACAAUGCCGUUCUCCAGGAGUGCGUGGAAUUGGGUCAUAUGACACCCAUAUCGCCUCAGGCAAUCGUCACAACUCUUAACUUCUAUCUGCCUCACCAUGCCGUGUUCAAACCAGAUAGCACCACAACGAAGGUGCGGGUCGUAUUCAACGCUUCUUGUCCAUCCUCAAAUGGCAAGAGUCUGAAUGAUAUCCUUCAUUCAGGGCCCAUUCUCCAAUUGGAUCUCACGUUGCAGAUCCUCAGAUGGCGAUACUAUCGCCAAAUCCUCAUGGACUCGAAGCACUCACCGUUCCAACGAAUUCUGUUCCGUACGUCGGACGGUGAGAUCCGUGACUUCGAGUUGAACACAGUGACAUUCGGUGUCAACUGUGCGCCCUUCCUGGCUCUACGAGUCCUCCAGCAACUUGCUGAAGACAUACGCUUGGAGUAUCCUCUCGCAAGCCGAGUCAUCUCCAACAACAUGUACGUGGACGACGUCCUGGCGGGGACACACACGAAAGAAGAGGCCAUCCGGACCAUUGCGGAAAGCGUGCUGAAGGACAUUCCAAAGGACCAUCUACUUAGAGAAGACUUCCUCGAACUCGAGGACUCCAGUACGGCGAAAACUCUGGGCAUCAGGUGGCAAACUCACGAUGACGAGUUCUUUUUCAUGCCACCAGAAGUUGCCCAUCAGGACUCCUACACGAAGAGGGAAGUGCUUUCGCAAAUUGCUAAGCUUUUCGCCCCAGCCGGGUGGCUGGCCCCUUUUGUUAUCCGAGCCAAGAUCUUCAUGCAGGAGAUCUGGCUGAAAACGCUCGAAUGGGACGAGCAUUUACCCACGGAUCUUUUACUCCAAUGGAAGGAGUACCUCCAGAGCUAUCCUGCUCUGGGAAGGAUCCGGAUUCCAAGAUGGGUCCAAUUCCAGACACGAGUGAAGCUCCAGUACCACGGAUUCUGUGAUGCUUCAGAAAGGGCGUAUGGAGCGGCGAUCUAUGUCCGUGUGGAGACGGCGAACAAGGUUUCCACACAUCUCCUCACUGCGAAGACAAUAGUGGCUCCUGUCAAGUCUCUCUCAGUGCCACGUUUGGAGCUUUGCGGCGCAGUCCUGUUGGCUGAGUUAUCUGCAGCCCUCCUCCUGAAUCUGCCAGCAGAAAGUUUUCAGACUUUCUUUUGGACUGAUUCAACAAUUGUUCUCGCCUGGUUGAACAAGCCACCCUGCAGAUGGACAACCUUUGUGGCCAAUCGUGUGGCCAAAAUCGUCCAAGCCAGCGACGCCAAAAACUGGUCGCAUGUGCGAUCCGAGCACAAUCCGGCAGAUCUUGCAAGCCGAGGUGUCCUGCCACAAGAAUUGAUUCGUAAUCCUUUGUGGUGGCAUGGACCAGAGUGGCUUCAUCUCCCGUCGGAUCAAUGGCCAACAUCUCCAAGUCCCAUUCCGAAGACUCUGCUGGAGCAGCGGAUUAAGUGCAACGUCGCUAAGUUACCUCCUACUCCUGAUUUCCUGAGUAAGUUCUCUGAGUUUGGCAAGGCACUGCGCACGUCUGCCUAUGUUCUCAGAUUCAUCGAUAGAAGUCGGAAAUUGGCAGUUCCAAGCUCUACCGUGGUCCAAGCGGAUGAGCUGUCACGGAUCCAAGAGCGGCUAAUCGUCAUGGCUCAACGACAAACUUUUCCACAGGAAUACCACUGUCUGCAGUCCAAGCAGCAGGUUCCUUCUUCAAGUUCAAUCCGAAACUUGAACCCUUUCCUCGAUGGCAAGGGGAUUCUACGGGCCUGUGGGCGUCUGAGGGCGUUAUGA
Messenger RNA from Drosophila albomicans, 3654 nucleotides. RefSeq lists its product as uncharacterized. NCBI's taxonomy places the organism in Eukaryota, Metazoa, Arthropoda, Insecta, Diptera, Drosophilidae. The record is from RefSeq and is a predicted model, not a curated record. Bases 1 to 3654 code for a protein of 1217 amino acids. The transcript has 2 exons.